Ilex paraguariensis (yerba mate) is the source of this 867-nucleotide messenger RNA. Lineage: Eukaryota; Viridiplantae; Streptophyta; Magnoliopsida; Aquifoliales; Aquifoliaceae. The record is from the annotation of a GenBank genome assembly.
AUGUAUUUGGAAAAUUUUGAACGUGGAUACCCUCUUCCUGGAAACGUCAUUGCAGAUGCUAAUCCUUACCAGUAUUUGCCCUCCAAUUUACCUGAUGGAAUAUGGUAUAUUGUAUCCUCAAAGGAUAAGAAAGAAACAGAACUUGGUUUCUGGAAGGGCAGAGGGGAUGCAUGUGAAAUAUUCACUAACUCUCUCAUAACGGGUUGGAGAACUACUCUGGAAUUUUUUGAGGGCCUAGCCCCUCAUGGACAAAGAACAGAUUGGGUGAUGCAAGAGUAUGAGAUCACUCGGAACAGACUAUGCUGUAACAGCAAGCUAGAGGAUUCAAAAUCACUAUGCAGAGUCUUUUGUACUGGUGGACCUCAAGAAAUUCACUCUGAAAAUGGUAGUGCCGCUAUUGAUGGUGGAAAGCACUCUGGUUCAAUGCCGUCAGCUAUUUCCAAAGCCUACUGUAGCACUGUACAAGCCUCUACAAGUACAUGCCAGGUGAAGAACAGGGAUGAUGAGGAGGUAUUAUUAGCUGUGGCUGAGAGUCUUCGAGAUCCUUCUAUAUUCACGUUGCCUGAACUCGAUUGUAUUUUAAGGGGUGACUACUUGGAAUUGGACGAUCUUGCUGACCCAGAAUCACAUUUUUCUAGUUCAGACAAUUCCUUGCAAUCGGAAGAGUAUUUUAAUUCACGGGCCCUUUUGCAAGACCUGGAGAAUGAACAUAACCAAGACUGGCAGAGAAAGGAUUCUAGUACCAAGUUCAGUGUAUCUACACCUGUUAGACCAAAUGAGGUGGUUAUGCGUCCGGCCACUCUAGGUAUGUCAAGAUGUUUUACCAGUUCUUGUGGUCCAAAUCCCCUUCCUUUAACAUACUACUAG